GCGGCGGCUCGGGCGGGCGGCACGCGGGGCGGCGGCGGUCGGGCUCGAGGCCGCGAGAGGCCGGCGGUUGGGCGGCCGUUGGGGGCCGCCAUGGGGGCCACGAUGGGGGCCAAGCUGCGACUCGUGUGCGCCGCGGCGGCGCUGCUGCUGUGCUGCGCCCCGCCGGGACAGCCCGGAGCCCGGGGCGCGCUGCUGUCGGCGGGCGACGGCGACGGCUACGGGGUGAAGCUGUGCGGCCGGGAGUUCAUCCGCGCCGUCAUCUUCACCUGCGGCGGGUCCCGCUGGAAGCGGCUCUCCCUGCUGGCCGCGGAGCCGGCGCCCGCCGUCGAUUCCUCUCAAGCAGAAAGCAACAAACUUCUGGGAAACUUCAAGUUGCAAUCAGUUUUGGGUCCUGAACUGGAACAGAUGCAGAGAAGCAGCCCAUUUCUUGGAUGGGAGAUACUGAAGGACUUGUAUAGUUUAAAUGACUAUAAUGAAUAUGAACCUGUGGCAGAUGACUUCAAAGAACUUCUUCAACAGGUGGAAGAAGCUGCUCAGAAGGACAGGGGAGGAAAAGGAAUUCCAAAUCCUGUGGGAUCAAACAGUUAUCCUUGGGCCAGAUAUCCCAGAAGAAAACGUGAAUCUCUGGGUCUGGCAGGAAUGUGUUGCAAAUGGGGCUGUACAAAAGCUGAAAUUAGUACUAUAUGCAGAGUUUAAAAUACUCUCUGCACUUGUGCAUGAAAUCUAUGUUAGUUGCAGUGCUACUUGGUUGAAUGCUGUAUGGAGGAAUAAAACUCUUACUGUAUUUUGUUUUAUCUGUAAGUGCCAGUCAAUACUGCUGGUUUUCUUUAAACAACAACAACAACAAAAUCCUCAAGUGUAACUGUAAUGACUUUGUUUUGCUGCAGUAACUUUUACUCUAUAUUUUUUUAAUAAGUCUUUACAAUUCAUUUGAUGUCCAGCCUUUACUCUUAUAUUACAAAUGUAAUAUAUCUUUGUAACAUGUAAGGAAAAAGUAAGUGUUUAAUUAAAAUGUAAUUAUAC
This is a messenger RNA of Oxyura jamaicensis (ruddy duck), 1023 nucleotides long. Its product is annotated as relaxin-3-like. Lineage: Eukaryota; Metazoa; Chordata; Aves; Anseriformes; Anatidae. Bases 91 to 696 code for a protein of 201 amino acids. Gene Ontology annotation, molecular function: hormone activity. The record is from RefSeq and is a predicted model, not a curated record. The transcript is spliced from 2 exons. Gene Ontology annotation, cellular component: extracellular region.